Solanum tuberosum (potato) is the source of this 2727-nucleotide messenger RNA. RefSeq names its product kinesin-like protein KIF11. Gene Ontology annotation, biological process: microtubule-based movement. The transcript is spliced from 5 exons. The record is from RefSeq and is a predicted model, not a curated record. The coding region runs from base 186 to 2489 and encodes 767 amino acids. NCBI's taxonomy places the organism in Eukaryota, Viridiplantae, Streptophyta, Magnoliopsida, Solanales, Solanaceae. Gene Ontology annotation, cellular component: microtubule; kinesin complex. Gene Ontology annotation, molecular function: microtubule binding; ATP binding; ATP hydrolysis activity.
AAAAUACUAACUUUUUGUGUUCUUUCACUUUCCCCCUUUUCCAUUUUCUUAGCUCAGACAAAUUCUCAAAUCCCAAUCCUCAAUCUUGAAAUUUUCUGCAAAAAUUUCUGUUUCCAGUUCUGACAAGAGCAAAAAGAUUGAAUCUUGAUUUGGGUUUUUUUGAAUUUAAGCAGUUUUGGUCUCCAAUGGCGCCGACACCGAAAAACCAGAGAACCCCAACUCCAUUUUCAAAGUUAAAUCUUACCCAGAUACCCAAUUCAAGAACACCACAAGCAAAACACAGAUUGAAUUUCACCACAGCAAAACCGAAUUCUGUAGCCCCUGUUGCAGCAGCAGCGGCAGAGCAUCCUAUUGAAGUUAUAGGAAGAAUUCGUGAUUACCCGGAUAGGAAAGAGAAGCCUUUAUCGUCGUUACAGGUGAAUCCUGAUCGCGAGACGUUAAGAGUGAAAACUGAUGGAGGAUAUAGGGAUUUUAGCUUUGAUGGUGUGUCAUUGUCUGAAGAGGAGGAUAUUGAUGAGUUUUACAAGAAGUUUGUGCAGUCGAGGAUUAAUGGAGUGAAAUUGGGAGAUAAAUGUACUGUUAUGAUGUAUGGACCGACGGGGGCUGGAAAAAGUUAUAACAUGUUUGGGAGUUCUAAGCAGCCUGGGAUUGUGUAUAGGUCCUUAAGGGAUAUAUUAGGUGAUGGGAUUGAAGAAAAUGAUGAGAAUAAUGAGAAAAUUAGUGUUGGAACAUUUGUGCAAGUUACUGUUUUGGAGAUAUAUAAUGAGGAAUUAUAUGAUUUGUUGUCAACAAAUAAUGGUGGAGGGUUUGGUUUUGGAUGGUCUAAAGGGAGUUCUUCUAAGGUGAGACUUGAAGUUAUCGGUAAAAAGGCAAAAAAUGCAACUUUUAUUUCCGGUACUGAGGCUACAAAGAUAUCAAAGGAGAUCCAGAAAGUGGAGAAGAGAAGAACAGUGAAAAGCACUUUAUGCAAUGAGCGGAGCUCUCGGAGCCACUGCAUGAUGAUUAUUGAUGUUCCAACGGUUGGAGGGCGGUUAAUGCUUGUCGAUAUGGCUGGUUCUGAGAAUAUAGAACAAGCUGGUCAAACUGGUAUGGAAGCAAAAAUGCAGACUGCAAAGAUCAAUCAGGGAAACAGUGCAUUGAAAAGGGUGGUUGAGUCCAUUGCUAACGGUGAUUCCCACGUGCCUUUCCGGGACAGCAAGUUAACUAUGCUCUUACAGGAUUCCUUUGAGGAUGACAAGUCCAAAAUUCUCAUGAUACUGUGUGCCAGCCCGGAUCCUAAAGACCUCCACAAAACUAUCUCUACUCUAGAGUAUGGUGCUAAAGCAAAAUGCAUUGUCCGUGGCCCUCAUACGCCGUUGAAGGAGAACGGUGCAGAAGAUUCUUCAUCAGCGGUUAUUUUGGGAUCGAGAAUUGCAGCUAUGGAUCAGUUUAUCUACAUGCUUCAGAUGGAGAACAAGCUCAAAGAGAAAGAGUGUAAUGAAGCUAAGAGAAAGCUUAUGAAGAAAGAAGAAGAAAUUGCUACAUUAAGGUCUAAACUUGAGUUAGUGUUACAAGGAGGGGUGGAGACAACCGAGGAGGAUAUCAUUGUUAAAGUAAACGAGCGAACUCAGAUGCUGAAACGUGAAUUUGAAUAUAAGAUACAACAAUGCCAGAAAAUGGCAAAUGAAUUCGUAGAGACGGAAAGGAGGAAGAUGGAAGAAAGAAUGUUUCAACAGCAACAAGAGUUUGAAAUGCUUAGAAGGCGGUUGGAGGAGAUUGAGUCCGAGCUUUGGCAUUCAAGGGUUGGCAGCAGAUCAACAGAAGUGGAGGAAAACAGCUUUGGGAAAAGACUACUGGAGAUGUACUCUGAAGACGUGGGGAUGGUGAAAUCUAUGGAUUUGGACAGAUCUAUUGAUAUGGACUGUGGAAAGAAAGCAGAAAGUAACACAAUUCAGGCAAUUUUGGGCUAUCCUAGCAUAACCAAUCCAAGAGAAAUUGAAGAUCCUUCUAUCUUAUUGCAACAUUUCACCAACAAAUCAUUCUUGAGCACCGUGUUCGAGGAGGAAGAAGAAGGUAACGACAGUGAAGGGGAUAAAGAGAAUCCUUAUGUCGAGGAGGUGCAAAAAGAGGUUAUUGAGGAAAAGACAAUAUGUUCUGGCAAUGUAAGUACAGUAGAAGAUCGUUCCGAUGAUCUUUCUAGUGACAACACAGCCCCUUCCAGAAAAGAGCUAAUUCAAAAUAUAUUCAAACUCUGCGGAAAUUCUAGAGAACUCUCUCAGCAAUGUACUACCCCAGUGGCUGCAGAAAAGAGAGUUAAAGACAUCGAAUCAAAAUCACCUCCAGUUAAAGAGAUUGUAGAGGAUUCACCUAUAACAAAAAAUCAUAAUUUCUCUACUGAGAAAGUAAAUGAUUCAAAGGAGAACUUCAACCCGAAUUUAGAGUUGAAAUGGGAAGCUGCAUCAAAGGAGAAUCCCGAAAUUAUCACUACACUAACGGGUAGUUUGGUUUGAAGACGAGUUAUGAUGGGUUUAGUUGUGCUGAGACUAUUUAUCCUGGAUUACUUAUCCUGAGAUGAUUUGUUAUUGUUUGUAUCCUUUGUUGUAUUAAAGAUAAUAGGCAUUGUAUUCUUUCUGAGAAAAAGUUGUUUGUUUACGAACAUACACUCCACCUUAUUUAACUUCUAUAUUAUUAUUUUUAUAGAACUUUUGUUAUAGGCAUUUGCAAUGUCCACAAAAGAUUAAUUAUUUU